AUGAGAGAUGAGGGCAUAAAUUUCAUCCCUUCUCACCCCCAUCGUCGUCCAACCAACUUCCUUCAUCUCAUCCCUCCUCACUCCCAUCGCUGUCCUCCCUUUUUCCUCUCUCAUCCCUCCUCACUCCCAUCAAUGUACUCCUUUCUUCCUCUCUCUCAUCCAUCCACUCCCAUCUCUGUCCUCCCUUCUCCCUCACUCCCAACCCUCUUCAUUCCCAUCUUCCACCCUCUCAUCCCUCCACUCCCAUCUCUGUCCUCCCUUCUCCCUCACUCCCAACCCUCUUCAUUCCCAUCUUCCUCACUCUCAUCCCUCCACUCCUGCCUCUGUCCUCCCUUCUCCCUCCCUCCCUCCCAACCCUCUUCAUUCCCAUCUUCCACCCUAUCAUCCAUCCACUCCCAUCUCUGUCCUCCCUUCUCCCUCACUCCCAACCCUCUUCAUUCCCAUCUUCCUCACUCUCAUCCCUCCACUCCUGCCUCUGUCCUCCCUUCUCCCCCCCUCCCAACCCUCUUCAUUCCCAUCUUCCACCCUCUCAUCCCUCCACUCCCAUCUCUGUCCUCCCUUCUCCCUCACUCCCAACCCUCUUCAUUCCCAUCUUCCUCACUCUCAUCCCUCCACUCCUGCCUCUGUCCUCCCUUCUCCCUCCCUUCCAACCCUCUUCAUUCCCAUUUUCCACCCUCUCAUCCCUCUACUCCCAUCUCUGUCCUCCCUUUUCCCUCACUCCCAACCCUCUUCAUUCCCAUCUUCCACCCUAUCAUCCAUCCACUCCCAUCUCUGUCCUCCCUUCUCCCUCACUCCCAACCCUCUUCAUUCCCAUCUUCCACCCUCUCAUCCCUCCAAUCCCAUCUCUGUCCUCUCUUCUCCCUCACUCCCAACCCUCUUCAUUCCCAUCUUCCACCCUCUCAUCCCUCCACUCCCGUCUCUGUCCUCCCUUCUCCCUCGCUCCCAACCCUCUUCAUUCCCAUCUUCCACCCUCUCAUCCCUCCACUCCCAUCUCUGUCCUCCCUUCUCCCUCGCUCCCAACCCUCUUCAUUCCCAUCUUCCACCCUCUCAUCCCUCCACUCCCAUCUCUGUCCUCCCUUCUCCCUCACUCCCAACCCUCUUCAUUCCCAUCUUCCUCACUCUCAUCCCUCCACUCCCAUCUCUCUCAUCCCUUCUCGCUUCCAUCCCUGCCUUGCCGUUGAUGUGUUUGGCGAAUUUCAAGCAUCCGAGUUCAACAUCGGCAAGGUGCAUGGCCUUGUGCAUUUGGUCGAUGACAUUCGACGCUCCGGUGUCCCCGUUCACUACAACGCCAACAUGUUCGAGUUUCUUCACCAACCUCUUGUGAAGAGGGCGUACCGUGCAAGCAACAAACGUGACGCUAUGCCUCAAAUCGUGAAACAUAGUGUGAUGGCACGAAUGCUGCAAGCUCUUGAUGACUCGGACCACAACAAGGAGGAUUCACACCAUCGAAUGGUCGCCCUACAAAAGGCCAUGGAAACCGGGAGAAACACGCUCGUGGCCACGUCGCACAAGGUGAACUGGAGGGACUCUCGAUUUGUUGGCGGCGAUCUUUGGCGGGAAUACGAAACAGCAGCACCUGGCGACAUGUUGCAGCUCCGCGCCUUGUUGUCACAACGACAAGCCGAUGGCGUUGAAUUAAGCGACGAGAUCCAAGUCAGAAAGGGCAUGGCUAUACCAGAAUGUUAUAUUGUCUAG
Messenger RNA from Closterium sp. Yama58-4, 1695 nucleotides. The record is from the annotation of a GenBank genome assembly. Lineage: Eukaryota; Viridiplantae; Streptophyta; Zygnematophyceae; Desmidiales; Closteriaceae.